Molecule: messenger RNA, 1311 nt
Organism: Talaromyces rugulosus
Lineage: Eukaryota; Fungi; Ascomycota; Eurotiomycetes; Eurotiales; Trichocomaceae
Exons: 7
Coding region: 1-1311 (436 amino acids)
Biological process (GO): nickel cation transmembrane transport
Cellular component (GO): plasma membrane
Molecular function (GO): nickel cation transmembrane transporter activity
Source: RefSeq, a predicted model, not a curated record
AUGAACAAUCAAUUCCAAGGUCAAAACGAUGCUCUGGCACCAAUAGACGAUGGACAGCAAAAGCUACCACUCAAGAAGAAACUGCUCCAACGCGCUGAAAUCACCCAUGGCAGGAUACCGGGGAUCAAGAAGAUUCCUCUUCCAGCAAUUGGCAUUAUCGGCCUUGUUGCGUCGAUAAAUCUAUUAGUAUGGGCGGUUUGCGGAAUUGUCCUGCACUUUUACCCGUCAUUGAUUUCUACUGCUGCGAUUUCGUAUUCGUUAGGUCUACGGCAUGCCCUGGACGCUGACCAUAUAUCCGCCAUUGAUCUAAUGACACGAAGGCUGCUUGCUACUGGACAAAAGCCCGUCACUGUUGGAACCUUUUUUUCCCUGGGACAUUCAACAAUUGUCAUCGUCACUUCAAUCGUAGUGGCAGCCACUGCAGCUGCCGUGUCAAGCAGAUUUGACCGCUUCAGUACGGUGGGCGGCAUUAUUGGUACCUCUGUCAGCGCUGCCUUUCUCAUUCUGCUUGGUCUUAUGAAUACAUACAUUCUUUACAGGCUUAUCAAGCAAAUGCGCAAAGUCCUAGGUCUAAAAGAGGGAGAAGAAUCGGAAGCAUGGAAGAUAGAAGGAGGAGGAAUUCUGUUCUCGGUACUUAAGAGGAUGUUCAGACUAAUCGAUAGACCCUGGAAAAUGUACCCAUUGGGGGUUUUAUUUGGACUGGGGUUUGAUACGUCUUCUGAAAUCGCCUUGCUGGGCAUCUCCUCAAUCCAAGCUGCUCGUGGCACUGACAUCUGGGUCAUUUUGAUCUUCCCUAUCCUCUUCACAGCGGGAAUGUGUCUUCUUGACACCACCGACGGCGCAUUGAUGCUAUCUCUCUACAUUCAACCCGCGACAAACUUCCUCCCCCCCAAACCAGAUUCCCAGACCAUUGUCUCGGAGACUGAAAUCCUCGUUGAGGACACCGACCUUCAAACCGAAACAAGGCCGGAGUCUACUACCCUACACAAUACUCAAAACGCUCGCGACCCAAUCGCCUUUCUAUACUUUUCUAUUGUUCUCACGACGCUGACCGUGAUUGUUGCAAUCGUCAUUGGGGUUAUUCAGCUACUCACCCUCGUUUUGAAUGUGACAGAUGCCACCGGCUCGUUUUGGGACGGCGUUCAGACGGCAGGAGACUACUACGAUGCUAUUGGAGGUGGCAUAUGUGCUUGUUUCUUGAUUUUCGGCUUGCUGAGUGUAGCAUGUUACAAACCGUGGAGGAGGUGGGUUGGUCAACGCAGAACGGAUGAGGAGGAGGGUCCUACGCAUACACCAAGACAUCACAUGUGA